UAUACACACUGCCAACAUUCCAGCACUUGAUGAACAUUGUUAAUCCAAGUUUAAUGAAACGAAGUCCACGGGCACUUGAACCAGAGCAAAGAGUUGCUUUUACAUUGCGAUUUCUGAUUGGAGACAAAGUUCCAGCAGUUGCUUUUGCCUAUCGUGUUAGUUUAUCAACAGUACAUAAAAUAAUUAAAGAGACGUGUGACGUAUUUGAAAGACUUCUUGGUCCUAUCUAUCAACGAACUCCUUCAAGAGAAGAAUAUUUACAAAUUGCUGAGGGUUUUUGGACAUUAUGGAAUUUUCCACAUUGCUUGGGGGCAAUUGAUGGAAAACAUGUCGAUGCUCAAUGCCCCCCUAAUUCUGGUACGCUGUACUUUAAUUAUCACAUACGAUACAGCAUCGUACUUUUGGCUGUGUGUGAUCACAAUUAUCAAUUCACUUUGGUGGAUAUUGGGUCAAUGGGGAAUAACAGUGAUGCGGGAAUUUAUGGGAACAGCUACUUGAAUGUGACGAAUGAGAUGCUGGAUAUUCCAGAAGGAACCAGUUGCUUAAGCGGAACCGAUAUACAAGUGCCUUAUUUUUUUAUUGGGGAUGAAGCAUUCCCCAUUGGAAAGCAUUUGAUACGGCCAUAUGCUGGACGGUAUUUGGGGGAACACAAAAACAUAUUUAAUUAUAGACUUUUGCGAGCCCGGCGUAUAAUAGAAAAUACAUUUGGGAUUUUGGCAAAAAAGUGGGGUAUAUAUAACAGACCGAUCGCUGCGAUUCCUGAAAAUAUCAAUAAAUAUAUUUUGGCAACUGUAUGUUUGCACAAUUUCUUAAGAAACAAAGAAGGUAAUAUUUUACAAUUUGAAAACAAUGAUGAAAUUAUUGAAAAUAACGAAAAUGGUGCAUUUGCGACGUACAUUAAAGACUCUCUUUGCAAUUAUUUUAUGACUCCAAAUGGAAUGGUCAAUUGGCAGCAUGAUUAUGUAACGAGAGGACAAAAUCAAGACUUUAUCUACACGUAAACAUUUGAUCGAUUGAUUACACACGUGUCAUAUUGUGAAAUGUAAUGCUAAUAUGUAUUUAUUAUGUGAAUAUAAAAUAAAUAGUACAAAAUUUCUUUAA
Molecule: messenger RNA, 1101 nt
Organism: Temnothorax curvispinosus
Lineage: Eukaryota; Metazoa; Arthropoda; Insecta; Hymenoptera; Formicidae
Product: protein ANTAGONIST OF LIKE HETEROCHROMATIN PROTEIN 1-like
Exons: 2
Coding region: 30-1001 (323 amino acids)
Source: RefSeq, a predicted model, not a curated record